AGUGCAGAAACGCGUGGAUUUUACAAUUAUUCGUGUUGUCCGUGCUGCUUCGGACGCACGACGCCUGUGCCGCGCGCGCGCCCUUUUAUCUCUUCCCUCCCAACCCACGUAUGAACGCUCGCCACUCCACUCUCAAUUAAUACUCCCACCGGAAAAGGAGACGAGAAGAGAGGCCACCCCACCAUCGUCCCCUUCACAGACCCCAGCUCCAUGGGCCCGAGAAAUGGCUGCUGCCUUCUGUUCUUCGUCGCUGUCGCUCUCGCCGGCGCUGCCGUCGACUUGGCUGCGGCGCAGCAGGGCGCAUCGUCGGGGCCGGGGCCCAACUACUUCACCACCAAGAGCUUCAACUCGUCCAUGGCGAUCGUGAUGGUCGUGCUCGUUACCGCCUUCUUCCUGCUCGGGUUCUUCUCCAUCUACCUCCGGCGCUGCGCGGCCCCCCCGCUCGGCGGGGCCGACGAGUACCCCGGCGCCGGCCGGCGGCCGGGCGGGAUCGCGUUCGCCUCGCGGUCCAGGAGGGUGCGCGGGCUGGACCGGGUCGUGCUGGAGUCUUUCCCGACCAUGGCGUACGCCAACGUCAAGGCGCACAAGGCCGGCAAGGGCGCGCUCGAGUGUGCCGUGUGCCUCAGCGAGUUCGACGACGACGAGACGCUCCGACUGCUCCCUAAGUGCUCCCACGCGUUCCACGCCGACUGCAUCGACGCGUGGCUCGCGUCGCACGUCACCUGCCCUGUCUGCCGCGCCAUCCUCGUCCCCGGCGCGGAAGCCCCGGCGCCGGCGCCGUCAAGUGCCGUUUCCACCUCAGAGCAAGACGCCCCUGCAGCGCCGCAGCAGCCGGCCCCAGAAACGGCCACGAUCACGGCGCCAGAGCAGGUGGUGGUCGUCGUCGUUGAUGCCGAGGAGACGGCGGAGGAGAGAAUUAGGAGGGAGGAGGCCGCCGAGCUGAUGCGAAUCGGCAGCGUGAAGCGCGCGCUGCGCAGCAAGUCGGGCCGAAGUCCCGCGCAGUUCCCGCGCUCGCACACCACGGGGCACUCGCUCGCCGCGCCCGCGGCUGCCGAGACUGCGGAGCGGUACACGCUGAGGCUGCCCGAGCACGUGCUCCGGGAGGUCGCUGCGGCGGGCAAGUUUCGGCGGUCAGCGAGUGUCCAAGCGUUCUGGGCGGGCGGUGACGGGAGCACACGCCGCGGCUUUGGGGGCGCACGCGCCGGGAGGAGCGUCAGGCUCGGCCAGUCCGGCCGGUGGCCCAACAUGUCGUUCCUGGCGCGCACGUUCUCCGCGAGGCUGCCGGCGUGGGGCUCCGUGCGGCGUGGCGAGGCCGACGUGCCGGUCAAGAGUGCGAAGGUCGCCGGCGACGGCAAGGCCGUGGAGCAGUGCGACAGCGGGGUGUACCCACUUGGUGCCCGUGUUUGACGUGGCUUUUUGAGCGUUAGGUCAUAGUGCUGAGAGUACUCCAGUAAAAGUUAGGUACGUGGCCUUUUCGUCGAUGUUAAUCCUGUUUUCGGCGGCAAAUUUAGAGCGGUUGUGUACAUAAAUUUUACUGUCGAUUGAAAAGAGAUUCUCCAUUAAUUUAGUUCUUUACAAUCAGGGAUGUAUCAAAUUCUUGUGAUGAGAAUCGAUUUUUUUUUU
This is a messenger RNA of Phragmites australis (common reed), 1623 nucleotides long. RefSeq names its product E3 ubiquitin-protein ligase ATL6-like. The record is from RefSeq and is a predicted model, not a curated record. NCBI's taxonomy places the organism in Eukaryota, Viridiplantae, Streptophyta, Magnoliopsida, Poales, Poaceae. The transcript has a single exon. The coding region runs from base 211 to 1407 and encodes 398 amino acids.